GGUGGCGGGAGCGCACGCGAAGCGGAGGCAAUGGAGGAGAUUAAUGGUCAGCAGAGGUGGGGGACCAGGUCGUUCAUAAAGGAGAAGUACUUUCAGCCUCAGCUGUCCCCGGAGGAAUCGGUGGCCAGGAUCAGGCAGACGACGGAGGGGCUGAGAGAGAUGAGGCACAUGCUUGAGACAAUGUCGUGGAGGUACGUCAUGUUCUACAUCCGCCUCAAAUCAGCCUAUCUCGACUCCGACCUCAAGAACGCCAUGUCCACCGUUCCUGACGAUCAGCGCAAGUCCUACGUUAAGACUGCCAACGAUGUCGUCGACAACAUGUCCGAGCUCGAUCGUUAUGUUCGUAGCCCAAAAGUGUAUGAAUCUUAUCUCUACUAUGAGAAGACCCUCAAGUCACUUGACGAGCUUGUGGCAAUGCUAGCCUGAUCCACCAUAAUAUGGAAUUUAUUGUCGACAAAAUGAUGUUGGUCUCAAGUACUGUUUUCAUGCUAGCAGCAUGGAUGAAUGCAUGACCCCAAUAAUGUCUCUAUGGUUUCCAUAUAUGUAACAAAUUAAGCUUGUCAUUUGACCUGUUAAAGCUCACUCCGGAGUCUGCUCUGUGAUGUGCUGUGCUGUGCGUUUUAGACAAUGUGUACAUAACCUCACAAGGAGAAGCCAUAUGUAAUGGAAUUUAUCUACCUGCA
Molecule: messenger RNA, 683 nt
Organism: Asparagus officinalis (garden asparagus)
Lineage: Eukaryota; Viridiplantae; Streptophyta; Magnoliopsida; Asparagales; Asparagaceae
Product: photosynthetic NDH subunit of lumenal location 2, chloroplastic
Exons: 2
Coding region: 31-426 (131 amino acids)
Biological process (GO): photosynthesis; photosynthetic electron transport chain
Cellular component (GO): photosystem II; photosystem II oxygen evolving complex; extrinsic component of membrane
Molecular function (GO): calcium ion binding
Source: RefSeq, a predicted model, not a curated record